Lobosporangium transversale is the source of this 1151-nucleotide messenger RNA. RefSeq names its product P-loop containing nucleoside triphosphate hydrolase protein. Gene Ontology annotation, molecular function: ATP binding; RNA helicase activity; RNA binding. NCBI's taxonomy places the organism in Eukaryota, Fungi, Mortierellomycota, Mortierellomycetes, Mortierellales, Mortierellaceae. The record is from RefSeq and is a predicted model, not a curated record. The coding region runs from base 37 to 918 and encodes 293 amino acids. The transcript is spliced from 3 exons.
AUAGCGACGAGACUUCUGGUCUCGAACUUGACCAGAAUGAGCGCCACUUUCUCGAUCUCUGCCCUUCAAAAAUUGGAUACUUCCAUCACCCAGUGCCAAGCCCUUAUCCUCGCCCCUACCCGCGAGUUGGCUCAGCAGAUCCAGAAGGUCGUCAUUGCCCUUGGUGACUUUAUGAAGAUUCAAUGCCACGCCUGCAUUGGUGGUACCAAUGUUCGUGAGGAUAUGAAGAUGUUUAUCCUUGACGAGGCUGAUGAGAUGUUGUCCCGUGGUUUCAAGGAUCAGAUCUAUGACGUUUUCCAGCGUCUUCCCCCUAGCACUCAGGUUGUCCUUUUGUCUGCUACCAUGCCCACUGAGGUCAUGGAGGUUACCACCAAGUUCAUGCGUGAUCCCAUCCGUAUUUUGGUCAAGAAGGACGAGUUGACCCUCGAGGGUAUCAAGCAGUUUUACGUUGCAGUUGAGAAGGAGGAAUGGAAACUCGACACUUUGUGCGAUCUUUACGAAACCGUCACUAUCACUCAGGCUGUCAUCUUCUGCAACACUCGCAGAAAGGUCGACUGGUUGACCGAAAAACUCACUGCCCGUGAGUUCACUGUGUCAGCCAUGCACGGAGACAUGGAACAGCAACAGCGUGAGGUCAUCAUGAAGGAGUUCCGCUCAGGUUCUUCUCGUGUAUUGAUUGCCACUGAUUUGUUGGCUCGUGGUAUCGAUGUCCAACAGGUCUCUUUGGUCAUCAAUUACGAUCUUCCCUCUAACAAGGAGAACUACAUUCAUCGUAUCGGUCGUGGUGGUCGUUUCGGUCGUAAGGGUGUUGCUAUUAACUUUGUUACCGCUGAUGACACUCGUAUGCUCCGUGAGAUUGAGCAAUUCUACUCUACUCAGAUCCUUGAGAUGCCCAUGAACGUCGCUGAUCUUAUUUAAAAUAAUCGCGAUGUUGUGUGUGGAAAAGAGAAGAAAAAACUAAAGAAAAGAGGGGGCCUGCUUUUCUUUUUUUUUUUGCCUUUUUUUUCUUUUUCAACGAAAACGUAAUAAUGUAUGUCUCUCAUUAGGAAAAAGAAAUAAAUCAAUACAUCUUUUGCAUUCUUAUCUUUUGAACAUUGUGUACUGAACCAUGUUAUGAUUAAUAUAAAGCAAUGUGGUUGUUUGCUAACAGC